GUGUUGGGUCUAUCUUAGUUUCUCAAAAAACAAAAAAAAGUUUAAAAAAAAAAAAAACAGUGUUUUGAGUCCAAAAGGGCACUAAGCUACAUUGGCCUUUUUCUACUUUUGCUUCUGUAGCAACCUUAGCAUUUGUCUAUGUCUUCUGCUCCCUCUUCUCAGAACUGCAAAUGGGGCACAAAUCAUACUUUGAAUUUCUUGUUAUUAUUUGAUACCCUCUACUUUUAAGCCUUUCAUAAACAUGACUUUCUUGGUCUUUUCUCUUCAAUUUCUUUUCUUGUUCUUGCUUUAAAGACAACCCCUUUUCUUAAAAUAUUGUAGCAUUUCUUGGUUCUGUUCAGUUUAUUUUCCUCUUCUUGCUUUAAAGACAACCCCCCCCCCCCCCUUAUUAGUAUUUCCCAGCUUUGUGGCAAACACUUGACUACCAUCUUCUCAACUUUUAAUUUGCUUUUUCCCUGUUGCUUUGUUUGUUGUUGUAAUGCUAAAUUGAUAACCAAAAAAAAAGAACCUUUUUUUGGGGUGUUUUAUGUUCAAUCUUGUUAUUUGACUUCAUUUUCAAUUUUCUAUUGCCCCUUUUCUUGUUGUUGUGCUUUAUUGGUGUAAUGCUAAACUAAAAAGAAAAAAAAAGAACCUUUUUUUGGGUUGUUUUAUGUUCAAUCUUGAUAUUUGGCUUCAUUUCUCAAUUUUCUAUUACCCCUUUUCUUGUUGUUGUGUUUUGUUAGUGUAAUGCUAAACUGAGAACAAAAAAAAAAAAAAGAACCAUUUUUUUUUCAUGGAAAUUGAUCUGAAUGCAUGUUGUAAUGGUGAAUGUGAGAAAGGGGGUUGUUGUGUUAAUGUCAAUUCGUCCACCACUACUUCUUCAUGUUCAUCAAAUGCAUCUUCAUCUUCUUUACCUGUUCCUUCUUCAAUUUACAUGGAACUUUGGCAUGCUUGUGCUGGUCCUUUAACUAGUUUACCCAAGAAAGGAAAUGCAGUGGUUUAUUUCCCUCAAGGACACGUGGAGGAAGCUGCUUCAUCCUCUCCAUUUCCACCUAUCAAGAUUGAUUUCCCAACUUUUGGUCUUCACCCUCAGAUCUUCUGUAGAGUUGAGGAUGUUCAGUUGCUUGCAAAUAAGGAAAAUGAUGAGGUUUAUACACAGCUCACUCUUCUACCUCUUCCAGAGUCAGUGGCUAUAACCUUAGAAGGGAAAGAACAUGAAGAUUCGGGGACGGAUGAGGAAGGGAAUGGAGUUAAUCCAGGGAAAUCAGCUUCUCACAUGUUCUGUAAAACGCUUACUGCUUCCGAUACCAGUACCCAUGGUGGCUUUUCAGUUCCCCGUCGAGCAGCUGAAGACUGUUUUCCCCCUCUGGAUUAUAAAGAACAAAGGCCCUCUCAGGAGCUGAUUGCCAAGGAUCUGCAUGGAGUAGACUGGAAAUUUCGUCACAUUUAUAGAGGCCAGCCAAGGCGACAUCUGCUCACUACUGGAUGGAGCAUUUUUGUCAGCCAAAAGAAUCUUGUCUCGGGGGACGCAGUUCUCUUCUUGAGGGGAGAAGGUGGAGAUCUCAGACUGGGAAUAAGAAGAGCUGCUAGACCUAGAAAUAGACUUCCUGAAUCGAUAAUCAAAAGUCAAUAUCCUGGUUCUGAUGUACUUUCGUCAGUUGCUACUGCUGUAUCAGCGAAGAGCACAUUCCAUGUCUUCUAUAGCCCAAGGGCAAGUCAUGCUGAUUUUGUUGUACCUUACCAAAAGUACGUGAAAGCCAUCAGCAGUCGGAUUCCUAUUGGGACAAGAUUUAAAAUGAGAUUUGAUUUGGAUGAUUCACCUGAAAGAAGGUACAGCGGCGUAGUGACUGGGAUAAGUGAUAUGGAUCCCUUUAGAUGGCCCAACUCAAAAUGGAGAUGCUUGAUGGUCAGAUGGGAUGAUGAUAUAAUGAGUAAUCAUCAAGAACGGGUUUCUCCUUGGGAAAUUGAUUCUUCAGUUUCCUUACCACCACUGAGCAUUCAGUCCUCUCCAAGACUGAAGAAACUUCGGACUAGUCAGCAGGCACCAUUAGUACUGGACAGCCAUUCUGCUGGAGGGAGUGCUCUUUUAGAUUUUGAGGAGUCGGUAAGAUCCUCCAAGGUCUUGCAAGGUCAAGAAAAUUUAGGUCUGAUAUCACCUCCCUAUGGAUGUGAUAAAACAGUCCGCCCACUGGAUUUCGAGCUGCAAAGUGUAGCUCGUCACAAUCACAAUCACAAUCACAAUCUCAUGCCGAAUGGUAUAGAGAACAUAAUUGUUGGUGACUUUGUGAAAACUCAGCCUCCAACUACCUACACAGGCUUUCUGGAAUCCAAUAGGUUUCCAAAGGUCUUGCAAGGUCAAGAAAUUUGCUCGUUAAGAUCCCUUACUGGAAAAAGUGAUGUUAACUUUGGUGCUUGGGGAAAAUCUGAAUUUGGUUGCAAUGUUUUUGGCACGUAUCAGAGGCCGAAAGCCAAUUUCUAUCCUCUCGCUUCUGAAGGGGCAAGGAAUAUGUUUUUACCUUACAAUGCUAUGUAUAGAGCCGGACAAGAUCCUGUGGUGCACUCGUACAUUACUAAUUUCCAAAGAGAAAAUCCUACCUUGAAUCAGAAUUCAAUCCAAAAUGUGGUUAGGAGGGAAGAAGGCGGGAUGCCGAAGUUUGGAAAUGAGCAGAGGCCGCUCGAGAUGUCUAAAGUGUCUAUUCCCGAGCCCCAUUUCAAGAAUGAGAACGGUGACUCCUUAAAUGCACAGGCUUCAUGUAAACUGUUUGGCUUUUCCUUGACAAAAGAACCAUCUACUCCUAGCUCACAGAGUUCUGGUAAGAGGAGCUGUACAAAGGUUCACAAACAAGGCAGUUUGGUUGGACGCGCCCUCGAUCUCUCAAGAUUAAAUGGCUAUGACGACUUGUUGGUUGAGUUGGAAAGGCUUUUCAACAUGGAAGACCUCUUAAGAGAUCCCAACAAGGGGUGGCGAAUCUUGUAUACCGACAGUGAGAAUGACAUGAUGGUUGUCGGAGACGAUCCGUGGCAUGAGUUCUGUGAGGUAGUAUCUAAGAUCCACAUAUACACUCAAGAAGAAGUGGAGAAAAUGACUAUUGAAGGGAUCAGUGAUGACACUCAAAGUUGUUUGGAGGAGGCACCAGCAGUUAUGGAUGUCUCAAAGUCUUCAUCAGUUGGCCAGCCUGAUUCUUCUCCAACUGUAAUCAGGAUUUGAAUAAAAGCUGAUUAUCUAUGAAUGGUCAUGCUUUGUUAUGUUAAGUGAUAUAUGUGAUAAUACUACUCUACCUACUAGAUGUUGUUUAUGUUAAAUAAAUUGUUGUCCCUCUAGUCAACAUGCAAGUUAUUUUGGAACUUGGAAGUAUGUUUUCAACUACAAUGGGAGCUUGUAAGGGAUAAAAGUAUGUGGUGACUCAUAAGCCAUUAUAACUCUAAAUUCUGGUUAUGCUUCACUAUGUAUAAUAUUGAACACUGUAUGAAUA
This is a messenger RNA of Lycium barbarum (goji berry), 3452 nucleotides long. RefSeq names its product auxin response factor 4. Gene Ontology annotation, biological process: response to hormone; regulation of DNA-templated transcription. Gene Ontology annotation, cellular component: nucleus. Lineage: Eukaryota; Viridiplantae; Streptophyta; Magnoliopsida; Solanales; Solanaceae. The coding region runs from base 773 to 3187 and encodes 804 amino acids. The transcript has 12 exons. The record is from RefSeq and is a predicted model, not a curated record. Gene Ontology annotation, molecular function: DNA binding; protein binding.